Messenger RNA from Thamnophis sirtalis, 812 nucleotides. It is a transcript of the gene FXN, whose product is annotated as frataxin. Gene Ontology annotation, biological process: intracellular iron ion homeostasis; iron incorporation into metallo-sulfur cluster. NCBI's taxonomy places the organism in Eukaryota, Metazoa, Chordata, Lepidosauria, Squamata, Natricidae. Gene Ontology annotation, cellular component: mitochondrion. The record is from RefSeq and is a predicted model, not a curated record. Gene Ontology annotation, molecular function: ferrous iron binding; ferric iron binding; 2 iron, 2 sulfur cluster binding.
CGCGGCGGCCACAGGCGGGCCUGUUCCCGAGCGGCGGCCUGGCAACAUGUGGAGUCGGGGGAGAGUCUGCGUCUUCUCCGCGGGGCUGUUGCUUGGGGCCCGCCGUCUAAGCAACGGCGCGAGCCGGUGGAAAGAGACUCCGGCGGCGGCCUCUUCUUCCUUCUUUUUCAGCCAGCCGGAUGUCCAUGUGCACUUUUUAGACCAUGUUCUGAUAAACAGAAUCAAGAGUAUUCAAUUUAUAUUUGAAAGAAGAACAGGAACUCUCAUAGACAAAAGCUCAUUCGAUGAAACCAAGUAUGAAAAACUUGCUGAAGAAACACUGGAAUCGUUAACAGAUUUCUUUGAGGAUUUGGCAGACAAGCCCUUUAUUUCCAAAGAUUACGAUGUCUCCUAUGUGAAUGGAGUACUAACAGUGAAACUGGGUAGAAACAUGGGAACUUACGUAAUCAAUAAACAGACACCAAAUAAACAGAUAUGGCUCUCUUCUCCAAUCAGUGGGCCAAAGCGUUAUGACUGGACCGGGAAAAAUUGGAUUUAUUCUCAUGAUGGCAUUUCUCUUCAUGAUCUAUUGUCAAGGGAACUUUCAGUUGCAUUAGCAAUUGAACUGGAUUUAUCAACUUUAACACAUGCUAGUGGAGAGCCUAAUUCUUGAUAUUUAUCUAUAAAAAUCCAAAGACUUUGGACUUCGACCUAUUUCUUUCUUUCUCAUGGUAUACUAGUUUUAAUACGUUUGUCCAAAUUUAAAUUCUCAAAACAUUGUUCAAAUCUAUUUUAUUAAGCACUAAUGGAAAUAUAUAUAUCUAUAUAUAUAA